AUGGCAAUUGCUUUGGCUGAGGCGGAUAAGUAUGAGAUCCUGGAGAAGAUUGGUUGUGGCUCCUUCGGCAUCAUUCGCAAGGUCAAGCGGAAAUCGGAUGGAUUCAUCCUAUGCCGCAAGGAGAUCAACUACAUCAAAAUGUCUGCGAAGGAGCGCGAACAGCUCACGGCCGAGUUCAACAUCCUAAGCUCCCUCCGACACCCCAACAUCGUUGCCUACUACCACCGCGAACACCUCAAGGCUAGCCAGGAUCUUUAUCUUUACAUGGAAUACUGCGGUGGUGGAGACUUGAGCAUGGUUAUCAAGAACCUCAAGAAGGCCAACAAGUAUGCAGAGGAGGAUUUUGUCUGGCGAUGCCUGUCCCAACUGGUUACGGCUCUGUUCCGCUGCCACUAUGGUUCCGACCCUGCCGAAGUUGGUUCAAAUAUUCUUGGCCCUCCCCCCAAGCCUACUGGACUCAAGGGCAAGCAAGGAUCAGUCACCAUCUUGCACCGCGACCUCAAACCCGAAAAUAUCUUCCUUGGCAGUGACAACAGCGUAAAGCUUGGUGACUUUGGUCUGUCUAAGCAAUUGCAGUCCCACGAUUUUGCUUCCACUUAUGUCGGCACACCUUUCUACAUGUCACCUGAAAUUUGCGCCGCGGAGAAAUACACCCUUCGUUCCGAUAUCUGGGCUGUCGGAUGUAUCAUGUAUGAGCUGUGCGCCAAAGAGCCCCCUUUCAACGCCCGCACCCAUAUCCAACUGGUCCAGAAAAUCCGCGAGGGCAAAUUCGCUCCUCUCCCCGACUUCUACUCUCCCGAACUGAAGAAUGUCAUUGGAAGUUGCCUGCGUGUUAACCCUGACCACCGGCCAGACACUGCUGCGCUGAUUAAUCUUCCCAUUAUUCGUCUGAUGCGCAAGGAGAAGGAGGUGGUUGACCUUGGCCGCACCCUUCGCCGACGUGAGGACGUAGCCGUUCAGCGGGUCCGCGAGAUGGAGCAAAACAUUUCCAAGAUGGAAAAGGAGAAGCAGCAAAUCAAGGCAGAUAUUGAGAGCACCCUUCGGCGCGAGUGGGAGGUUAGGGCUCGGUUGGAGAUUGACAAACAAGUUCAGAUGGAACUUAGCCAGCUUCGCAAACGAUUUGAGACUGAGGUCCAGAGUCGUGUUGCCGUAGAGUUGGAGAAAGAGAAGACCAAGAGAAACAGCAACCCUCGCGAACUCUUCCGCACAAGCACACAGGGAUCAAACUCUUCUCAAUCAUCUUCGUCUCGUACCAGCGGCCGGGGCUCUCGCUCUUCAGGUCACAGCACCGAUGAUAGCGAUGCGCCUUCUUCCGCCGAUAUUACCCAAGCCAUGCCUGAGUCACCAACUUCCAAUGGUCGCAAGAAGCCAAAGAAGGAAGCUCGCACCCCCUUCUGCCGCUCGAAGACUGUCGUGGACUCCCCCCAGGAUGUUCAAAUGGCCGAGCCCUCCCCUAUCUCCAUUGCCUCACUCUCCCUGUCUCCUCGUCGUACAUCCGGCACUGGCACCGGUCGUAACAUUUUCGCUGAGGCCGAGCGUAACAAGGCCAAGUGGGAACCUACACUGGCCUACUCCGACGAUGAAGACGACACACCCGACCUCCCAUCUCCCACCCGACCCAAGGUGAAGCCAGACCCAUUCAAGGCCGCUCCGCGACCUCUCUUGCGCCAAAAUACUGCGGCUCUCAUGCAAAAGCUUAGCACUCAACCACCCCUCUUCCCAUCCAAUGGCUCUCGUCUCCCCCAAAUGUCAGGUGGACCCUCCUCUUCGGUGUCUGAAAGCCGCAACCUGAGUGACAGCCGCUCCCGCUCAAAGUCGCCUCACCGUCGCCUGUCCAAGAUUCCUUCGUCUGCCAACCUUGCCGCUGAUGCUGGCUCUCCUACCCGCAAGAACAGCACCAAGCAAAGCCCCACCAAGCCCAGUGGUGGCGACGAAAUGUUCAAGGCUGUCAUGCAACGCAACAUGGGUGGUCGUACCCUAGUUGAACUUGCCCAGGCUCGCGCUGGUGGUCGUCCCAUGGACGAAGUCAAGCGAUGCGCUAGCGAUUCGCGCGCUACUACCAUGUCCUUGCAAUCUUCCUCGCGUGACCCCCCUGCCACCUGGGACCCGGAGCGUGACGAGAUGCCUAGUCCCUUCUUGGCGCGUGGAAAGAAGAUCAUCCGCAACCUGCGGUAG
Penicillium longicatenatum is the source of this 2175-nucleotide messenger RNA. It is a transcript of the gene nimA, whose product is annotated as serine/threonine protein kinase nimA. Gene Ontology annotation, cellular component: nucleus; centrosome; cytoplasm. NCBI's taxonomy places the organism in Eukaryota, Fungi, Ascomycota, Eurotiomycetes, Eurotiales, Aspergillaceae. The coding region runs from base 1 to 2175 and encodes 724 amino acids. Gene Ontology annotation, biological process: chromosome segregation; protein phosphorylation. Gene Ontology annotation, molecular function: protein kinase activity; ATP binding. The transcript has 3 exons. The record is from RefSeq and is a predicted model, not a curated record.